Messenger RNA from Anopheles stephensi (Asian malaria mosquito), 1700 nucleotides. RefSeq names its product apyrase-like. The transcript has 2 exons. The record is from RefSeq and is a predicted model, not a curated record. Gene Ontology annotation, biological process: AMP catabolic process. Gene Ontology annotation, molecular function: 5'-nucleotidase activity. Gene Ontology annotation, cellular component: plasma membrane. Bases 15 to 1634 code for a protein of 539 amino acids. Lineage: Eukaryota; Metazoa; Arthropoda; Insecta; Diptera; Culicidae.
GUUUGGGAGCAAGAAUGAACCGUAUUAACGUUGUCGUGUUACUGGUCGCGGCACUGGUUAGUUACGCCAGAGCUCAGCAGGAUGACCUCUAUCCGCUGUCGAUUAUCCACUUCAACGACUUGUACUCGCGGUACAAUCAGGUCAACUUGGAGGGAUUCACCUGUGUCGGUCAGGAACGUUGUCAGGGUGGAUACCCGCGUCAAGUGAGUGCCGUCCGUCAGAUACAGGCGCAAGCGGAGAACUCGAUCUACGUGAACUCGGGCGGUAACUUCAAGGGAACGCUGUGGUACACCGUUCACCGAUGGGAGGUCGUUGCGGCCAUGUUGAAUGUCCUGCCAGCAGAUGCAAUGACGUUGGGUCGAUUCGACUUCUUCCACGGACUGGAAGGCCUCAACCCCUUCAUGGCCGCCUCGGAAACACCGAUCGUGCUGACCAAUGUGGACAAUUCGAACGAGCCGUCCUUUGUGAACUUUGAGCGUUCGGUUGUGGUCGAACGAUCGGGUCGUCGUAUCGGUAUCCUUGGUGUUAUCCGUCCCGAUGUAGCUGCGAUUGGAAAUCCUGGAAAUCUUACGUUCACCGAUCCCGUGGAAGCUGUCCGCACAGAAUCAGCUCGACUCAACGAGGAAGGAGUGGACAUUGUUGUGGUUCUUUCGUACUACGGGCACAACAAUGAGCGAAGGAUGGCACGUACCUGUGGACCAUACGUUGAUGUGAUUGUUGGUGGAUUUUCCAACACGGUUCUCUUUACCGGAGAUGCUACCGACUUCCCGCUCGAUGUGGACGGCAACUAUCCAACAGUUGAUAUACAGCCCGAUGGGCACCGAGUGUUGGUAGUGCAGGCUGGAUCUUACGGCCGAUUGGUAGGCAAUCUGACGGUGUUCUUCAACGAGGAAGGCGAGAUUGAACAGUGGGAAGGUAAUCCAGUGUUUUUGGAUGCCGACAUGCCCGAAGAUCCGCAAGUGAUGGCUGCGCUGUUACCCUUCCGUGAGGAGGUAGAAACGCUCGGAAAUCGUACGGUCGGCGUGACUGAGGUCGACAUGUCCCGGCAGGACUGUGUUACGGGUGAGUGUUUGCUCGGGUCACUCAUCACCGACUCCAUGGUGAGAGCCUUCUUCCCGGUGUACAAUGGCAUUGCGCUGCAAAACCGUGGAGGAAUCCGAGGUGAUCUACAGACCGGUACGAUUACCUUCAAGCAACUGUUCGAGGUACUUCCGUUCGAGAAUCAGCUAUACUCGUUGCUGCUGCGCGGUGAUCAUCUGAUGGCUGUGUUGGAGGAUAGUGUUCGUAGUGCGACAGUGGUCAAUGGUACGGUGCAGGCUUGGGAUCUUCUUCAAGUGUCCGGAUUGAGAGUGACGUAUCGCAUCAACAACCCUCCUGGAAGACGACUAGUGUCGUUGGAGGUGCUCUGUCAGCAGUGUACGGGUGAGGUGUACGAACCGAUCAAUCCGUUCCGCGAGUAUCGAGUUGCCGUGACGGGCUUCCUGGUGGAGGGCGGUGAUCGGUUCACGACUAUUGCUCGCGAGGGUAUGGAUCUCGAGGAAGGACCAAUAGAUUUGGAUGCGUUUGUAGAGCAUGUCGAACGGCUGUCACCGCUCAGAGAUACCGGGGCAGGUCGCAUCCGGUUCACGUUCUGAGUGGUUCGGUCGUUUGUAAUGUAAAGAGUGAAAAUGUUUGUGAAUAAAGUAAUUUGAGUAUUUUUC